AUGCCUGGCUCUUCCACCACGCUGUCAUCAGAUCCUUACUGCGACACUUGCCCUGACGAGUGCUACAUGGACUUUGAUGAUGAUGGCGUACCCGAUGCUCAAACACAAGCCUCGACGAAUUUUACGUCUCUUGUCUCACAAGCCAGCUCUUCUACUUCCGCUAUCGCAGCGAAUUCAACAGCACCCGUUCCUCCUCCGGUCGUGAUUGCGGAUAAUAGUUUCGAGAAUGGCACUGGCAAUCCUCUUAACAGCUCUGCCUCAAGUCCUGCAGUCAUCGCCGAGAUUGCUCAAAGCAACGACAGUUCUCCUCUGACUGCGCAGAGUGGAGACAGCUAUUUGUUAUUGACCUUCAAUGAUGGGUCUGCUGCGAAGCUCUUCCGUCGCCAGUCAGCCGCCCAGCCGCUCAUGUACAAUGCCACUCAGUACUUCGCAACAAUCGCAGGCGAUACCUACAACUUGAGUGCCUAUGCUCAGCAAGCCCAGAACGGGCCCAACCCUCCCGAUUGUUCCAUUCGUCUCUGCGUCUAUGACUCCUGCAGCAGUCCCGCUCCUCUACGCACUCGAAUUUACCAGCAAUACUACUAUCUCUUCUCGGCGACUUCAGACGAUGAUUCAGCUCUAGCAACCUUCAGCAUAACUUGUGUUGGCAACGCCUAUGUGGCUCUCGACAGCAUCGCCAUCGUGGACAUCCCGCCUCCAUCAGACGGAUCAGCUCCACCUUCCGACGGCUCGACACCUCCGUCUUCCGGGGCCUCUGCGACGGCGGCAGGUUCUGAUGGUGGCUCAGUCUCAUCGAGUACACUGUCUGAUGGCAGCGUUCGAACGGUGACAAGAACAAUUGUGCGGACGAGGACCACGUCCGCAAUCGUCUAUACGGCAGUUUACUACACCACAACCCAGUACAUCACCUCGACAUACCGAAGCGACAAUACCUAUACCACCGAUCGGCCCACCACAGUAGUUUCAACUGCCUUUGCUACCGCCACAUCUGUCCAGAACCUGACCGUUUCUGCGAUAGUGACUUCCAUCACGCCCGUUACAAUCACGGCGACCAGCCUGUCCGUGUCAAUUCAACCAGCAUCUUCGUUUACCACCGUUAUAACUGCAACACUUCCUCAGGCCACUGUCACGUCACUCAGCGUACAGCCGCAGGCAACAGUGACAACGCUUAGUGUUCAGCCGCAAGCGACGGUCACGUCACUCAGCAUACAGCCGCAAGCAACAGUAACAACGCUGAGUGUUCAGCCGCAAGCAACAGUGACAACACUGAGUGUUCAGCCCCAAGCAACAGUGACGAACCUUUUUGACCACGGUCUACAGCACAACCACGUCUGUCACCCUAUCCAUCUCAACGCAACCUGCUUCCACAUUUACGACAACGCAGAGCCUGAUCCUUACUGCAACUGUCACCUCAACUGCUCCGCCGCCUCCAGCGAGCACGGGAAUCAUAACCACGACAUUCACGAGUUAUGCAGCAACACCGUCUCCAGUUACAGUGACUACCACAAUAGUGAGCUCGUUCACAGCGACACAGACGACUACUGCUCCAGCACCGCCUCCCAACACUGUGACUGCGACGACCACUGCUCCAGCGCCGCCUCCCAAUACUGUAACUGCGACGAGCACAAUCUAUGGCCCCACUCCAGCACCAAUAACUUCAACUCAGACCUUGACUACCACAAGUACUACAACUCAAGAACGACCACUGCGCCCGCACCUCCUGCUAGCACUGUAACAACUACUGCACCAGCACCUCCAGCAAGUACUGUGACGGUUACGGUGACACCAUCCUCUAUUACGAGCGUGACAGCUGCAAGUCCAGCAGCGCAAGGAGCAACUACUGGCUCCCGAACAACGACACCAGUGUCAACAACAGCAGCUCCCACAGUCGCUCUAUCGUCCCCUACUACAAUCAUAAGCUCAGCUGCAAACCAUGACGACGAAAUCGUUGCCCGUGUCGUGCCCUUCGCAAUUUCCAUCUGCGGCUUCUCCUCCAACAAUCUCACCAUAAGCACCAAUGGUGUUCUCGGCUUUGGCAUAACUAGUUCCUACCAGCCUGCCGCUCUUCCACAAUACACAGCUCUCUCCCCCACCGGCUACGCCGUCAUACCAUUCUGGGCCGAUCUCUACAUUGCUCAAGGAACAUCCCAAGGAAUCUACUAUCAAGUUGAUGGUACAGCGGGCUCACGGAUUAUGACUUUUGAAUACUACGCGACAUACUACAACAAGACAGCCAACUAUUAUCAUUUCCAGAUUCUGUUCUACGAAAACAACCCAAACUCUUUCACAUUCAAGUAUCUGAAUGUUACGGACAACGGAGUCAAUGCCGUGGUUGGGUAUCAAUGUCAACCAAACUCCAAAUUCAAGCAGUACUCGGCCAAACAAGCUAUCAUCACCGGAGGUUUACAAGUGGACUACAGUUAUAGCGCAGACACUUUCACCUCUGGUAGAGUGCCAAGUCGAGUUGCAAUGAUUGGCCCAAUGAUUGAUUUCGUCAAUCGCAUUGUCGACAAUGUGUCGAGUUCAUGGCGAGCAGCGACCUCUUGGAUGCGGGAUAAACCUUCGAGUACGCCGUCGAACGAGGUCUACGCCCCAAAGCCGUCAGUGACCUUUGAGGCAAAUGUUGAGGAUAGCAUCAACCGGAGGUGGGCAGGUGGAUACGGUCGCCGAGGGAAUUCCUCAACCUUAGCCUAG
Aureobasidium pullulans EXF-150 is the source of this 2694-nucleotide messenger RNA. RefSeq lists its product as uncharacterized. The record is from RefSeq and is a predicted model, not a curated record. Lineage: Eukaryota; Fungi; Ascomycota; Dothideomycetes; Dothideales; Saccotheciaceae. Bases 1 to 2694 code for a protein of 897 amino acids. The transcript is spliced from 15 exons.